This is a messenger RNA of Peronospora farinosa, 1698 nucleotides long. The record is from the annotation of a GenBank genome assembly. NCBI's taxonomy places the organism in Eukaryota, Oomycota, Peronosporomycetes, Peronosporales, Peronosporaceae.
AUGACGGACAUUAGGGACGCUAAACACAAGCGUAAGACCGAGAAGAAGAUGAAGAAAGCUGUACGUAAGACUACAGAAGUUGCUGCAACGAAGAAUACAGAAACGAAGCAGCAGAACUCUUCCAAGAUGGACAAGAAACGCAGUAAGAAACACAAACGCACUCGUGAAGAGACUGAGACGCCUGUUGAGAGCUCUGUUGAGAUGAAAAAGCCUAUGAAAGAGAAGAAGAACAAGAACAAGAAGAAGCACAAGAAAAAUGAAGAUGAAACGCGAGAUACGGACUUCUCGGAGGGUCCGUACCAGCAGCCAGCGGCCAAGGACGGCAGCUUCAAGAAGUCCUUCUACAUGGAAGGCAAGGACACGGCUAAAAUGACCAACGAGGAGGUCUCGAGUUUUCAUCAAGCCAAUCAGAUGAUCCUCAGUGGUAACAACUGCCUCUACCGUCCUGUACUGAGCUUUGACGACGUCACGUUCGAGUCCAAGUUCAUGAAGACUACUAAAGGUUUCGACACACCUACGCCAAUCCAGAGCCAAUGCUGGCCUAUUCUAGCUUCGGGACGUGAUAUUAUUGGUAUCGCCGAGACGGGAUCGGGAAAGACAUUGGCAUUUGCCAUCCCUGGUCUGAUCCACAUUGCUGCUCAGCCAGAGGUGUCGCCUAAAUUUCCUGGUCCGCGCAUGCUCGUUGUGGCACCUACACGCGAACUCGCAAUGCAGAGUUCGGCAGUGAUUUCAGAGGCUGGUAAGAAAUGUGGACUUAAGAGCAUCUGCAUUUACGGAGGUGUGCCCAAGCAGAUGCAGAAGAAGGCGCUGCGAGACGGCGUGCACGUCGUGGUGGCCACACCCGGUCGUCUGAAAGAUCUGAUUGAAGAACGCUCGUGCAAUUUGUCUAAGGUUUCGUUUGUGGUGCUUGACGAGGCUGAUCGUAUGCUUGACGAGGGUUUUGAGAAGGACAUCCGCGCCAUUAUCGGCGGUACCCACCCGGAACGCCAAAUUGCCAUGUUCAGCGCGACGUGGCCUCAGUCCAUUCAGAAACUAGCCCAUGAAUUUCUUACGGAUCCCGUCAAAGUAACAAUUGGCUCAGACGAACUUGCUGCCAGUCACAACGUCACGCAAAUUGUUGAAGUCAUCGACGACCGUGCUCGUGAUGCCCGUGCCCACGCUUUGCUGCAGAAAUACCAUUCGAGCCGCAAGAACCGCAUCCUGUUGUUUGUGCUCUACAAAAAGGAAGCCGAUCGUGUUGAACGUAUGUUACAACAACGUGGAUGGCACUGUGUAGCCAUUCACGGCGACCGUAAUCAACACCAGCGUUCUGAGGCCGUUGAACAGUUCAAGUCUGGCAAGGUGCCUCUGCUGAUCGCUACGGAUGUCGCAGCUCGUGGCCUUGAUAUCCCUGGCGUCGAAUACGUUCUGAACUAUUCAUUUCCGCUGACAAUUGAGGAUUACGUGCACCGAAUUGGCCGCACAGGCCGUGGUGGUAACAAGGGAAUUUCUCACACGUUCUUCACCGCCAAUGACAAACCGCGUGCCGGUGAGCUGGUGAACCUGCUGCGCGAAAGCAACCAGGAGGUGCCAGAUGAUCUGACCAAGUUUGGUACGCAUGUCAAAAAGAAAGAGCACAAGAUGUACGGCGCUUUUGCUAAGAACAUCGACGUCACCAAGAAGGCGACCAAGAUUACCUUUGACGAUGAUGACGAGUAA